Molecule: messenger RNA, 730 nt
Organism: Vanessa tameamea
Lineage: Eukaryota; Metazoa; Arthropoda; Insecta; Lepidoptera; Nymphalidae
Product: apoptosis regulatory protein Siva-like
Exons: 4
Coding region: 127-576 (149 amino acids)
Biological process (GO): extrinsic apoptotic signaling pathway
Molecular function (GO): CD27 receptor binding
Source: RefSeq, a predicted model, not a curated record
UAAUCUUAAAUGAAAGACUUUGGUUUCUAAAAAUUUACAGCGUGGUAAAAAAAUAUUUUAGUUUUACCCACACAUUUAAAUAUUCUAACAAUAAUUUUCAUUGAAAUUCAGUUUUGUGAGUAAACUAUGGCCAAAAGAUCCAAUCCGUACACUGAAGAUUUUAUUCAACAACGUAAAAUGCACGUAGGUCUUAAGCAAUUUAAUAACAACGAGGACAGAUUACAAAAAGUAUACGAAAAAACAUUACAACUACUGUUCCGUGGAGCGAAGAAUAUACAAAAUGAUAUUAUACAGAGUUGUGACACAGCACUUGUUGAGAGAAAGGAUGGAAUGAAACAACUUAUUAUUGGCAAAGAUGGCAGCUUAUUACAUUCUGGGAACUUGAUUCCAGAGAAAAAUAUUGGAGUGCAGUAUUGUGCAUGUAACAGGCUUGAGGCAGACAACUGUGCUUACUGUGAAAUGUCCUUAUGUGCUGUGUGCCAGCACCAGUGUAGCAUCUGCCAACAAACCUACUGUUCUAAGUGUUCACUAAUUGGGUCUGAGGGUGCAGAAAUUUGUGUUUCAUGUUACAGUUAAAGUUAUAAAGUACUAUAUUUGUGUUUUAGUUGUAAUUUAUGUUAAUGUGAUACAACCUAUGGGCUAAGAGCCAUUUAAGAAAGAAGCUUUAUUACUGUUUAAGGAAAGAAAUAAAACAAUUGCAUGUUAUAUAAUUAUACAUGAUCUUUUAUUU